GAUCAAUGUCAUGUCGUUGAUAUAGUUGAACGUUUGUUUCUGAUUAUUCUGGCAUAAUAGAGACCCAAACAUUAGUUAAUGAACAAAGGAUUCUUGUAAAAAUGAUACAUUUUGAUCCACAGAAUGGCCAGCUGUAAGACGGCCAGUCACAAAGGUUACUUGGCAAAGAUGGUUGUUCAUAAAGUCAAAUAUUAAAUAAAAACAUGUAUUGAUCCCAAAGGAAAAGUCGAUUUUGUUGUGACUCAUAUGAUUCAAGUUUCAUAAAGAUUUCUUUUGUAAAUGUUGAUGGUUAUGGGCAGGAGAGAUCUCCUUCAUACAGGAACUGUAUUUUAAUCAGGAAGGCAAAAUCGCCUGAUGUUGAUUUAUUUGGUACUUGAAAUCAAAAAGGAAAGAAAAAACACUGGUUAAUCUCACAGAGACUGGUAUAGUUCAAUGUUUAUUUCUGUUUAUUUAAAUUAUUCUGGCAUAGCCAAAAUGUAGAUAUCAAAAAUUAGAAUAGCAAAUAAUUGUUUUAUUCUAGUAAAGUGAUGUAUAUUAAUUUUAAGCGUCGCCUCCAGGAUCCACAGUCGUCCCCCGAACAGAAAAGCCUCAUUUAUGGACUUGUUGAUCCAAGUGGCCGCUUCUGAUGACCAACAAAUACUGGAAAUAAACAGAGAAGUAGCAGCAACAGGGAAGCAUGGUGGUGGCAGCAUCAUGCUGUGGAAAUGCCUUUGAGCGGCGGUACGUCCUGGAAGGUUUCCGAAGGCAAAGGGACGUUGAUGCAGAACAACUUCAGCAAGUCCUGUAAACAAACUGUUAGAACGACGGAGGAGAUUUAAUAAGGCAUCGACUGCAAGAGCUGCAGAAAUAAGUUCACAGACAACCGGGCAGGUAUUCUGGAGAGGGCAAAGCAACACAGAGGUCAUAGUUUGAGACAUAAGAAAAAAAUGUUCAACAUAAAUAAAAAACCAAAUGACGCUGUCCACAUGUGCACUAAGAAAAGCAGCUAAAAGGAUGAAAUGCACCUUUAUGUGAAUGUUAAAGAAAGGUCACUAAUUAAACAUGAGCUUUAAAAAAAAUCCCACUUAAGCAGAAUAAAAGACAAAUGCACAAAGUUUUCGUUUUAACGGUUAAAGAAUCAUGAUCAAAUCAAUAAAUGUAAAAAUCUGUGCGCAAUGGCAAGACCAAAAGAAAACUCUGGGAAAACAAAUAAAAAUGAUGACCUCAAAAUAAACAAUUUCCCAAAAAAUCUUGUUGAAUUAUAGAUGGACUGUUUUGUUUUAGCGAGUGAAGGUGAUCAAUCAGAUCACAGACAAAGAAAAGCUAAGCAGUAAGAUUACUCAGUUGUUUUUAUUUGGUAUUUAGGAAGAGCAAAGACUGAUUUGUUAGAUUUGUGACUCAGAAAGCGGCUUGAGUCCGCAGUCAGUCCUCCGUGUUGACCAAAUGUGUGAAGGAAGAGAGGACUGCUCCGGAGAAAUGAGCCCUGACCGGCUUAUUCACCGACAGCGUCCGUGUGUUUACUGGCAGCAAAAAGCUCGCCCGUAGCGAUCCAACAAAAGGCUCUAGCGCGAUAUUUUCACCUGUACUAUGCUCCAACAUGCCUCUGCUAACGGAAAUAACAGAUUUAUAGUUUGUGUGAAGCGAUUUUAUGUAUUUUAGGAGACGAAAUGUGUAGAAAACCCGGCGCUCGCUGCCGAAAAUCACAGCGUGUGUGACAGGUCCGAAGGGUCCUGGGAGGAAAAGAGAAAGUCCUGCGAACCAAACCAGAGGUUAGUGUUCAGACAGGAGGGUUUUCUUCCGGUUACCUUAAGAUUCACGUGCCAAGGGUUGAAUUAGUUUGUGAUUUUGAUCGUAAAACGAAGCGGAGAAAACACAAGUGUGGCCAUGUUUGAGGCAGCAGCAGAGCGCGCGGGCUGAGUUGUCUCUUCACGGUUCUCAUGGAUGUUAUAAGUGCCGCCUCCUGCUCUGAGCCGGACACGUUGAGAGGAAGAUUGAGUGAGAAAGAUGGCAGAAGAAGCUCCAGCAGCGGUGAAAGCCCCGGCGAAAGCUCCGAAGAAGAAGUCCGCUCCCCGGGCCAAGAAGGACGGACCCAGCCUGUCCAAGCUGAUCGUGGCCGCCGUGGCCGACUCGAAGGAGCGCAAGGGAGUUUCUCUGGCGGCGCUGAAGAAGGUGCUGGCCGGGAAGGGCGUGGAUGUGGCCAAGGCCAACAAGCGCAUCAACACGGCCGUCACCAAGCUGGUGACCGGAGGAACCCUGAGCCAGACGAAAGGCACCGGGGCCUCCGGCUCGUUCAAGCUCGCCAAGAAGGAGCCCAAAGCGGCCAAGCCGGCCAAGAAGGUGGUGAAGAAGAAGGCUCCGGCCAAGGCCAAGAAGCCCGCCGCCAAGAAGGCCAGCACCCCCAAGAAACCCGCCGCCAAGAAAGCGGCGGCAGCGGCCAAGAAGUCCCCGAAGAAGGCCCCGGCCAAGAAAGCCGCCGCGGCCGCCAAAAAGGUGCCCAAGAAGAGCCCCAAGAAGGCCGCCGCCGCCGCCAAGAAGCCGAAGGCCGCCAAGAAGCCCGCGGCCAAGAAAGCGCCAGCCAAAAAGCCCGCAGCCAAGAAGGCCAAGAAGUGAACAUCUGCCCCCAACACUGCUUCAUGCACCAAAGGCUCUUUUCAGAGCCACCACCUCCACGCAUUAAGGCAUCGUUCCUCACGCUGUGUAGUUACUCCAUGCUGCACUUGGAACAAUGUUGUAUAGAAGCAGCAAUCUUACAAAUAGGUGACGAUGUUAAAUGUAAGUAACAAUGUAACAAAAUUUAUCCAACAUUGUCACAUAUUAGUAGCAAAUUUGUAACAUUUCUCACUGGGUUCAACUGCUUACAAUGUUGCAUUUUACUCUAUCGCAACUCAGUCCAGUUCAACUAGUGGGAUUUUCACCUACAAACGAUUUUACUCUUGAUUGCAAAAAAA
This is a messenger RNA of Poecilia latipinna (sailfin molly), 2927 nucleotides long. RefSeq names its product histone H1-like. The record is from RefSeq and is a predicted model, not a curated record. Gene Ontology annotation, biological process: nucleosome assembly. Gene Ontology annotation, molecular function: structural constituent of chromatin; DNA binding. The transcript has a single exon. Gene Ontology annotation, cellular component: nucleosome. Bases 1984 to 2589 code for a protein of 201 amino acids. Lineage: Eukaryota; Metazoa; Chordata; Actinopteri; Cyprinodontiformes; Poeciliidae.